Messenger RNA from Aspergillus oryzae RIB40, 1071 nucleotides. RefSeq names its product glutamate--ammonia ligase (gene glnA). The transcript has 6 exons. The record is from RefSeq and is a predicted model, not a curated record. The coding region runs from base 1 to 1071 and encodes 356 amino acids. Gene Ontology annotation, molecular function: glutamine synthetase activity. NCBI's taxonomy places the organism in Eukaryota, Fungi, Ascomycota, Eurotiomycetes, Eurotiales, Aspergillaceae. Gene Ontology annotation, cellular component: cytoplasm.
AUGUCUGAAUCAACAACCAUCUCCAACACGGAGAAUCUCAUGAAGUACAUGAACCUCGACCAGCGCGGACGCGUGCAGGCCGAGUAUGUCUGGAUUGACUCCGUUGGUGGAUGCCGCAGCAAGACCAAGACUCUCUCUAAGAAGGUUACGUCCGUUGACGAACUCCCCGAAUGGAACUUCGACGGUUCCUCAACCGGCCAGGCCCCUGGUGACAACUCCGAUGUCUACCUGCGUCCCGUUGCUAUCUACCCCGACCCUUUCCGUCUUGGUGACAACAUCCUCGUCCUUUGCGAAACCUGGGAUUCGGAUGGAACCCCUAACAAGUACAACCACCGCCACGAUGCCAACCGCCUGAUGGAGGUCAACGCCAAGGAGGAGUUCUGGUUCGGUCUUGAGCAGGAGUACACCCUCCUCGGCAACGAUGGCUGGCCUUACGGAUGGCCCAAGGGCGGUUUCCCCGGUGCCCAGGGUCCUUACUACUGCGGUGUUGGAACUGGCAAGGUUUACUGCCGUGACAUCGUCGAGGCUCACUACCGUGCUUGCUUGUACGCCGGCAUCAACAUCUCUGGUAUCAACGCCGAGGUCAUGCCCUCCCAGUGGGAGUACCAGGUUGGCCCCUGCCCCGGUAUCGAGAUGGGCGACCAGCUUUGGAUGUCCCGUUUCCUCCUCCACCGUGUCGCUGAAGAGUUCGGCGUUCGUAUCUCCUUCGACCCCAAGCCCAUCAAGGGUGAAUGGAACGGAGCUGGUCUCCACAGCAACGUCUCCACCGUCGCCACUCGUGCUGAGGGUGGUAUGAAGGCCAUUGAGGCUUACAUGAAGAAGUUCGAGGCCCGUCACGUUGAGCACAUUGCUGUCUACGGUGAGGGUAACGAGGAGCGUCUCACUGGCCGCCACGAGACCGGCAGCAUUGAUAAGUUCAGCUACGGUGUUGCCGACCGUGGUGGUAGCAUUCGUAUUCCUCGCCAGGUGGCUAAGGAUGGCAAGGGUUACUUCGAGGACCGCCGCCCCGCCAGCAAUGCUUGCCCUUACCAAAUCACUGGUAUCAUCGUUGAGACUCUCUCCAAUAAAUAG